This is a messenger RNA of Austrofundulus limnaeus, 5987 nucleotides long. RefSeq names its product Ras association and DIL domains (gene radil). Lineage: Eukaryota; Metazoa; Chordata; Actinopteri; Cyprinodontiformes; Rivulidae. Gene Ontology annotation, cellular component: microtubule. The record is from RefSeq and is a predicted model, not a curated record. Gene Ontology annotation, biological process: signal transduction; substrate adhesion-dependent cell spreading; neural crest cell migration. Gene Ontology annotation, molecular function: GTPase binding.
GUUACCAGAGGCUGCUGUGGGCAUUGCUGGACACUCGGCGGAGAUGUGCGCACGGGAAAGGGGACCCACAGCGGUUGGCUGCUGUUCAAGUUAGCUGACUGUCUCGUUGGGGGAUGUGGGUGGGAGAGCGCCCGAAAAAGCAAGGUGUCGCUGCAGUCCCCCACCCCACCCCACCCCCAUUUAUUUAUUUAUUUUGCUGGGGAUUUUCUUACCUUUGUGGGGAGGGGGGACGGAAUGAGAGAAAAGCCAAGGAGGAAGAGGAUUCCCCGGCAGCACCAUGGAGCCACGCACUGCAGACAGUUGUGAAAGGUGACAGUGAACUGAAACGUAAAACAUCGUCCACUGAACUGUAAACCGUUUCCUGGUGCCGCUGAACAUAAAAUUGAUAAGAGACAUAACAUCAAGUCGUGGAGUGUGUGAAUCCAAACAGCAACAUCAUGUUUUAUGGUUCUUCCUCCGGGGCCAGUAUGUCCCUACCAUCCAAGAGCCGACUGAAACGCCAGAGUAGGACCUUCACACAGGGCCCAGAACCCCCCAGUUCUUGGCAGCUCUAAUGAGUCGGUCUGGGCUGGGCAAACACAGAAGCUCCCCCCUGCGGUCUGGUCGAGCGGUACAGUCCAGCUCUAAAGAYAUUAAUGCCCAGGCUCGUAAGCUCCAGAGGAACAGGGCAAAGGGGACGCUGACCCUGCCCCGCUCCAGCAACUCAUCUUUCUGCCGCAGCCUCAGUGAAACCAGCCUUAACCAGCUUGGAGUGGGAGAGGAGCCCAAGCGUUAUUACUCAACUUUGCCAGGUCCAGUAAGGGGCAAAGAGCGCGAUGGAACCCCCAGCAGCAGGAAAAAAGAGGAUGGGAGUCAGGGUGGAGUGAGACACUCUCUGUACCAGUCUCCUCACCUCCUGCUGCUGCAGGGAUACAAUCGGCAGGACUGCCUGGUUUACUUGCUGAACAGAGAGCAGCACACUGUUGGUCAAGAAACUCCAUCAGCUCGCCCAAACAUCUGCCUCUUUUCUCCUGACAUCCUCCCUCUCCACUGCCGCUUACGCCGAGUUCCCGCACCCCGUCGGCAUACCAACAACAACAAGGGGGAAGAUUUGUCAGAGAGUCAGCGUUUCUGUGUUGCUGUUGAGCCCGUGCUCAACGCCACAGUUCUGGUGAACUUUUCCCGCUGCGAGCGAACUACUACGCUGCGACAUGGCGACCUCCUCUCCUUUGGAGCACAUUACAUCUUUUUGUACAAGGACCCUACAGGUGCCAAGCCCCUGCCUGCUCAAACCUUGGCACGCCUGCGCACACUGGGGCAGCUUUACGACGCAGCGGGGGAGGAAGGAGAAGAUGGGGCUCAGACUUGUAAAAUGUGUGGUUCUUUGCUGAAGGACAGAGCCGUGCAGGUGUUGAGUGUCCCGGCAGUUAGACGCUGCCUCAAACCCCACCUGGUAAAACCCCGCAGUGUGGGAAUCGCAACAGGAGGACCGCCACCUUUGUCAGGAGGUGAAGCUGCAGGAAGAGGAGGAGGRGGCCAAAAGAGGAGGCUACAACUGGAGUUUGAUCAGACCCAUGAAGACCAGUUGCUGAACAGAAUCAUGUCGCUCAUAGAACCUGGAGGAGAUGACCACAAGCUAACACCAGCAUACCUGCUGUGUCUGUGCAUACAACACUCUGCCUCAACCUUCCCUCCAGGGAGUUUUGGAAAACUGCUGUUGAAGAUUGUUCGACGAAUCCAAACCAUUGCAUGGGAGAAGACAAAGGAGCUGGCUCAGAAGCAAGCUCAGCAUCAGGAUCCAGCCUCCCUGUCUCUGCUCAGUAUCUCAGACUUGAUUCCAGACUUGCAGACCAUCUUCUUUUGGAUGUCCAACUCCAUCGAGAUCCUUUACUUCAUCCAGCAAAGAGCACCAGCCUACACACACAGCAUAGAGACGUUGCAAGGGUCAAAGGAGUCGUUGCUAUCUGCGACCAUAACAGCUAAUGAGGAGGCUAUGACUAUCUUGGAAGAAGUGAUCAUGUACACUUUUCAGCAAUGUGUCUACUAUAUCACUAAGGCUCUUUAUGUGGUGUUGCCAGGUUUGUUGGACUGUAAUCCAUUUCCAGUUGACAGCUCUGAGCCCUGCUGGAAAGGAGGUGUCGGGUUUCCUGAACCUGUGCGCCGGGUCCUGCAGGUGUUUCAGAGUGCACAGGARCUUCUGCAGGGCUACCUGGUCCACCCAGAAAUCCAGGCUCAGAUGUUUGCUUACCUCUUCUUCUUCUCCAAUGUGUCACUAUUAAACCAGUUAAUGGACAAAGGUCCCUCACGGGGUUGGUUUCAGCGUUCCACGGCGCUGCAGAUUCAGGCGUGUUUGCGAAUGGUCAUGGAAUGGGCAGCCAAGUCUGGUCUGGGACAUCUGGCUGAGAAAUUUUUCACAAAACUCAACAGUACUGUCUCCAUCGUGGCCACACCCCCUCAGCAGCUCACGCAGCUGAGUUGGCGCGUGUUGUCCAGUGAGCACCCAAACCUGAAACCGGUCCARCUCCACAGGAUUCUCACUCAGUACCAGCUCACAGCAGAGAUAGGCCCUGUCCCAGCAUGGCAGCCCAGCAGUGAGGAUGAGGCGUAUAUAUACAGGACAGUCGAUCUCCUGGAAAGCUUUGAGAACCACCCACCCAUCGUGCUGCCCAGCUCCGGCUUCAGAGUGGACCUGGACAGCGAGUGUGUGGAGGACAGCAUCUACAGACAGCUGCUCUACGUYCGCCACUAUCUGUGGGGCCUACGCACCAAGACGCAAACGCACACCAGCGCUCCUGGUGUGCACACGCAAUCCAAUGGAACUAACACAGCUGACUGGCCAGACGUUCAGAGGGAGUUGUUACCUCCAGCCCAUAGCAGCCCCCGUACUGGGGGUGGUGGUGACGAGGGGACAGCAGAGGAGAGAGGACGGGACAGACCAUUAGGCCAGUCACAAACACACAGCCUCAGAAGGAACGGGACCAUUCACCAUCCUCGAACAGCAAACCCAGACCCAUCCUGCCUCCUGACCCCACCAAACACCCCACUGUACCCAGAGGGUGGAGGGGGACCCGGGACGGUCAUCGGCACCAGCGUUCAAAUCAAUGGCUGCUCCGGCAGAACUAUGGCAGAGAGCAAAAAGACCAACGGACUCAUCAUCAAUGGACUUGAGGUGGAACUGGACAAGGGACCCUACGGACUCGGCAUGGGACUCAUAGACGGCCUGCACACUCCACUCAAUGCUCCUGGUAUUUACAUCCGGACUCUGAUCCCUGACGGACCGGCUGCCUCUGACGGCAGACUGAGGAUCGGAGACCGCAUCCUGGCAGUUAAUGGGACCAGCCUGAUUGGAGCGGACUACCAGAGCGCGGUGGACCUGAUCCGUCUGGGAGGUGGUCGACUGCGUUUCCUGGUAGCCAAGUCAGACCCAGAGGUCUCUGAGAAGAUCAGUGCCUCGUCCUGCUGACCACCUCCACUGCCCAGCUAAAAUGCGCACACGUCCACAGAGUACUGCAGAGAGAGAGGACGGCGGGGCCUACAGAUGUGCACUCAUAAAUAUGGUACCCACAGGCAGAUGUAUCUACACUACUGAAAUAUGAAUGUGGAUCUUAGCUCAGCACAAAGAUGAGCUCUGGAACAGGAGAGGCCAUCCUCACACUCCACCUGUUUCCUUCAUUCUGACUGCGCUCAUGUAGUGGACAGGACCUGAAACCAGCUGUGACAUCAAAGGAAUCUACCGUGAUGAAAAAGUUGCAUAAAUAUUCAGCGUUCGGGUCUGUAUGCAGUGUGACGUUCAAAGCACAGUAGAUCCUCCUCAGUCAGCUCAUGGAGCACAAGUGACUUUUUUUUUUUCCAACGUGUUUUAAAUUUAUUUUGAUUUGUAUUUUCAGUGUAAAUAGCAUGAUGAAACUGCUGCCAAGCUCCUGAGACAAACUGAGGAUUGUCUUUACAAUUUGAGGAGAGGCUCAGUGAAUGCUGAAUGUCUUGGUGCUUUUAGAGGAAAAUGUUUUAUAAACCUGUUUGUUAGCAACUUCCAAAGCAGCACCAGAGUCAACUCCUCUAACUCUUACGACUGAAUGUUUACUUUUAUACAAGGAUAAAAACGGUGAGACUCAAGAAUUCCCCCAUCUUUAUUCAGACUUCACCUUCAGUGAUGAAGCUGAAUUCUGGAGUCUUUACGCUGAAGAGAUUUUCAGCUGUUCACAUGAUGAUUCUUGGUUCUGGUGUGAGUUAACAGCAGUGUAAAUAGUUGUAAAUGUUACCCAUGUCAUCUUGUUGGACACUCAAAAGAAACUAUUUGAAAGCAUUUCUUUUCUUGAAACUAAAGACGUACUAAGAGUAUUUUCUAAAACAAGAAAACAAUUGGUUAUCUGAAUUAUGCACUUAUUUUAAAAUUUACACAAAGUGAUUUAAGAGUGCACUCAAAUUUCUAAAAAUUGUGACUUUUUUUGUUAAUUUUUUUCAGGUAUGUGUUAAUUGGCGCCCACCAUUUAGAAUAAUUUACUUCUUUGUUGACAGUAUUCAAAAAUAUCCACCAGUGUUUUUCACACACAACCACCAAAUUGGUUCUGAUAGGACAUUUACCUCUGUGAGUUAACAAGUUAUUAUUGUUAAAGCUUAGCAAGGUGCCAGAUACCACCUUCUGUUAAAACAAAACGUCAUAGAAUCAGAACAACACAGUGAAGUGUGUGUGAAAGAUGCACACCAGUUACAGUCAUCUACUCCAGCAGUGCUCCCUGCCUGGGCCAGACAGUUCACAAACUAAUUAUCUUAUAAGUAUGUAAAAAAAAAAAAACACAAGCAGUCAUAAAUGUAACAUGCAUGGGGAGAUAUCAAACAGAUUUCAAAAGAAUGGGUUCUGUGAAAAAGUUAUGAACAAUUAUCUUACCUGUUGUAGAUAGCUCAAUGAACAACCUUAAGGCUGAUUAAUACUCCAUCAGAUGUAUCAAAUUUAGUGAGGUGUGCUGCAGUUUGAGGCUAAUGUCCACGUACAGAAAAAAUGUCAACUACAUCAGCAUGAACAGACAUCUGAUGGACUAUAAAUCCACCUUUCAGUUAGAUUUAUACUCCAUGAGAAGUCUGCUCUCUCUGACGCAUUUGUAAGAGCAAAAUUAUGUCUUUUUUUUCUUCCUAGGAGCUCCGAGACUAUUCUUGACAAGGUCUGGGCAGAACGUUUUUGUUCCUGGGGCUUUGCAACAAUCAUUGCAUGACUGAACAGAAUUGUGAAGUGGGCGUGGCUAAUGUGACAACAUAAAUCAAACUAGUUUCCACACAAUGAGGGCGCUGUUUCUAUCAGCUUCCCACAGUGGCGCUCUGCAGAGGGAGUGACUUCCUGCAGAUCAGCAAUGGGUUUUUCUUGGAGUAUAAAAUGCCUUUGUGGAGGAGAACUUAACUCUGCUCCAUCAGUGAGAAAAUUUCUUAACUUCUUGCAAAGUAUGAAUUUCCUAAUCGAGUUUGCUUAAAGUGCUUUUUACAUCAGCUAAAAUAUUAAUCUUUCCACAGAAUCCCACCUUAAAUAAUGAAGUCACCCCUUUUAGGUUUUAGUGUAACCUGGUUGUGCCAAAACCACUUCAAGCAGUGGUCACUUUUUAAAAACUCAAAACCUGGUUCACCAUAAAACAAAAUAUUUAAAUUGAUAAACUUUCUCUCCUGGUAACUAAAAUAUAUUGAAAUUAAAUAUGUUGAUUUCAGAUUUCCCUGUGAAGCUUUACUUGCAACAAUUAGUCAGAAAGUAGCUGACAGAUUUCCAAAACUCACUUUAUGUUCAGAAUUCAACACCACAUCGUUUUUGUUUUUUUUUUGUACUGGAGAAUGUGGAACCAGUAAAUAUUUGCCAACAUUGUAAAGACAAACUGAGAUUGAUCAUUUUACCAUAAACGUUUUACUUCCUGUUUUUGAAAUCUUCAUUUCUUUGAAAUUUCACAUUUGUAUGAUCCCCAAUUUCAUGCAUGUGACUCUGGUCAUAAUUUAUAUUAAGGAUAUAGAUAGAAAAUAAAAACUGUGGGAUACUU